Stegodyphus dumicola is the source of this 6813-nucleotide messenger RNA. RefSeq lists its product as uncharacterized. Lineage: Eukaryota; Metazoa; Arthropoda; Arachnida; Araneae; Eresidae. The record is from RefSeq and is a predicted model, not a curated record. Gene Ontology annotation, cellular component: chromosome, telomeric repeat region; nucleus. Gene Ontology annotation, biological process: telomere maintenance.
UAUAUUGAGUAUUACAUUGUUGAAGAUGCUUCUGAAUCCUUAUUUACUUAGUAGUGAAAAAUCUAAGAGGUUAUCCACGUUUAAUCGCCUUGUUCAAGCCAGUAUUAGUGAAUCUCUUUCGCCUUUGCUAGUCACAGAAAAAUUUAUCCACAUCACAAAAGCUUCACUAAUCAAUUGCUCAGAUACUGAAAUGCUUCUUGAAAUUUGGUCAUAUAUUGCUUCUUCUCUAUUGGAUACAAUUGAAAAGACACAAGAAGUUAAUCAAGGAGAUAAGCGCGAUCAUGACUUUUCCUGUAUGUAUGACAUUUUGUUAUGGCCAUUUGAGAGCAGUUUCCUAGUUCCUGCUGCUCAGGUUGCUACAAGUUCAGCUUUUAAACUGUGGAAAAAUUUGUUUAAAGCAUUUAUCCGUUGUUCUUCACUCGUUGACACUACUUUACCAAAUGAAGCAUGUGAAAUAUUUUGUGUGAGACUAAAAAAUAUGCUUAAGCCUGAAUUGUUGCAGGAAGCUGAAUUUUAUGAAUCUGUGUGUUCAUAUAUGCAAGAAGUCAUUCAGUGCGUGGAUUAUGCAUCAAGUGGAAUUCUUAAUGCUCAUGGUUUGUCUGAUACUUUACUGAUGGCAAAACAGAAAAAGCCCUUAGGAAAUUUAACAUCUCUAGUCGAUGUAUUAGUUUUACUAUUGGAGAUUUUUUAUUCUCAGUAUGUCCUUCCUGAUGAAGAGCAGAAGCAGGUGCUUUUACCAAGAAGAGGUCCUGCUUCAAAAUUAAAAGGACCGUUGGGUCUUGUUAAGGAUUUUAUUAAUAACAUCAAAUCUGCUUCUAUUAUUCGUUUCACUAUAGAAAAACUGGCUGAGCCACUUUCUAUGUUCUUUUCUGUUGCGGAUAAAAAGAAGACCUUUGUUGACAAACAAUUGGAAAUGUUGUGGGAUGUCCUGACUUCUACAAUUGAAAGACAUUACCUUGGACCAUAUGAUUCUGAUUUUCUUGCUACUUUGAGCCCCAUACUGGAAUUGAAUUUAUGUCAUUCGAAGAGACACAUUAAGGAAAAAAGUCGCAAGUUCUGGUUUGCUACCUUUGGGCCAGUAACAUCUCUGCAAUACCCUGAAGCUUUAAAGAUUUCCUUAAACAAGGCAAAGCUUCGCCUUUUACCAGACCAUAGCCUAGAUUCUGUCAACGAAUUUAGUGUUGCUAACUUUUCAUCAAGAACACAGGAGAGCGAUCCUAUUUCUAAUACACCUUCUGCAAAAAUACAUUUUGCUAUACCUGCAUCUGUUAAUGAUGUCAAAUCACCAGCAAAAAAUUCAACAACAGGCAUGCAAAAUAUGAAACCAACAUUUGGUGGCAGUGUCAACUCAGCAGCAAAGACAACCACCAACACUCAAAAACCAGCUCCUAGAAAAGCAAAUAUAGAGGAUUUACCAGAUGAAAUAUUUGUUAAAAUUGAUCCUCCAGUUGCGUGUCGACAGUCUGCAAGGCAACGUAACUUUCGAAAACGUAAAAGUUACAUACCUGCCCUGUAUAGUGAGUUAUCUCAGGACAUGUCUCAGGAUACCAAUACUAUUAGCAGCUCCGCUGAAUCUCAUGAUGCUUGUUCAUCAGUUGAAUUUCCAGAUUCUGAUCCACACCUGGAAUAUGCAAAAUGCACUUCUAAAGAAAAAACAAUAUUUACUGGAGAUAAUGUUGAAAAUGGUGAAGAUAAUCUUGAACCAGAUAUAAAGAAAAAAAUUAUAGAAGUAUCAAGUAAUGAAAAUGAACUAAAUAUGAUAUCCAGUGAUGUGAUUAUUAUUAAUGAUACUCCAAAUGAAGAUCAAGAAAUUAAAUAUUCUACUAAUGAUUUGACAAACCAUGCUGGCAGCAGUGAAAAAAAUACCAUUGCUCUUUCAGAUUUUGAACUGAAAAGCAGCUCAGAAAAGAGAAAAAGAAAAAUUGAACCUGAUGAAGUUCCAGCCUGUAGUUCUGCAAAAUAUAGGCUUUCCUCUAGGUCUUGUUCAGAUAAUUUCAACCAGGCAGACAUUGAAGUUAUUGGAAUUAGUGAUUCUGAAGAAAUAAUCCCUAGUUCUCAAAAUUCUUCAGAAAACGAAAGCUACAUGAAGUUAUCUGUUGGAGAUGCAGCUCAUAAAAUUUUGUUGAGUGUUGAAAAAUCUUCUGAAAAGACUAGUGAGCUUUCUAAAGAUCCUGCAGCUCCUGAAGAAAUAAUAAACAAUAUUGAUGAGCUCCUAAAUUGCAAAAUAAGUGAUGAGAAUAAACCCAAAACUGAAUGUUUUGAAGUUCUAAAUGAUGGUAAUAGUAAGGAAUCUGUUUCAUCAAUCCCAGGCUUAGCUUUUGUGAAUGAAAACAAAUUGAAUUCCUCAGUCAAAAAAUCACUUGAAACUAGCACAAAUAAAAUAGAAGCACAUGUUAAAAAAGAAGUUUCGGAAUCAAAUUCAUCUGUUAAAAAGAUUGUCAGUGAGAAAAAUGUAAAUGAUGAGCGUAUUGUUUACAAAACUAGAUCUAUGAGUAAAGAUCAGAAGUCCGGCUCUAGUAUUAAAAAUUCUAGGCGUCUUUCAAAGAGUAAUAAUAAAAAAUUAGGAAAGGAAUAUACUGAGACUUCAGCAGGCACUUGUACAAAUUUGAAAUCGCGAAGGAAAAGCUCUAGCAGAAACGAAGAUACUGCAUCAAAUCCAUCUGUGCAUUGCAAAUUAGAUGCACCUCUUGAAAAUACUGUAAAACAAAUUUCUUCAGAAAAAUUUAAAGUCGAUGAAUUCCCUGAUAAAAAAAAUGAGCCAACCAGUUUAGAAGGAGUUACAGCAAAUGAUGUACAAACUGUUACUAAUAAAAGAGACGUUUGUGGUGAAGAAACUAAUGAAAAAAUCAUAAAAAAUACUGAAAUUGGAGGAACAGAUGAUUUACCUAUCCUAAGUAGAAAAGUAGAAGAAAUUAAUGAUAACCAAGAUGAGACAGGAAAUCUAAUUCUGAAUUCCAAAUGUAUUGAACCUAACUUAAUGUUAACUACAAAGAACGCUGCAGUUAAUCAUUUUGUCCCUAAAGAGGAACAUUCCCAUGGCACUGAUGAGAAUGAUGAAAAUAUUGUUGAAAUUCUUGACACUAAACCUGAAGAACAUAUACCAUCAUUAACUGUUAAAAAAAAGUGUGAGAGAAAAAAGACAAAAAGUAAAAAGAAAGCCUUAUCUGAAAAGGAAACUUUUGAUGGCAAAUUAGUGAAUAGUGUUGCUGAUAAUGCUCCCUUAACUAUGGAAAAGAUUACGGCUGAUGAUGUUUCCAUUUCAGACAACAUUAAUGAACUUAUAGAGAUACACCAAUGUGAAGAUAAGCAAAAUGAAAUUGUUGAAAUUGAGCCAGAAUAUAAUGAUAAUAGCAACAUAGUAUUAAGUGUGGAAGAGACUGAAAUUGACGAAACCCCAAUGCUUGAUAAUGACAUAGAGGAUACAUGCAGAGAAGAUGUAAGUAGCAUUCCCAAGAUCAGUUCAGAAAAAUUGUGUGGGAAAGAGGUAUCAGUCUCAAAGGAGGUUGAGUUUGAUGAAACUCCCAUGCUAGAAAGUGACGCUGAAGAAGCAGAGAACCCUAAUAACGAUGGGCAAGAUAUGUCUUUUAUGAAAUUAACAGAAAUUGGUAGUAUUGAAAACAGGACAUCAUUAGCAAUGGAAAAGUGUGAGAAGGAAGACUCUCGUAUGUUGGAUAAUAACAUUGAAGAACCUAUGAACUUGCAAAGUAUAACUAAAAAUACAAUUUCUAACUGCCAGUUGGAAGAUGGAUCUCAUGGCAUGACCUCAUGCAUCAAAGCAGCUGAAAAUAUAAAAAUCUUAGCUAUAAAUGGUAGUAUUGAAAAAGGAAUCCUUAACACAAAAGUUGCUAGGGAGCAUAAGACUCUUGAAGCAGAAUCUGAAGGACAUGAUAAGGCUUCUGGCUUGACAUCAUUCAUAACAGAGAAUAAAAGUUGUGGAAUAGAAGAUAAUAGUUAUUCAUUUCAAGUUUCUGAAGUUGCAGUUGAAAACAAAGAAAAUAUCUGUAAUAAAAGCAGUGAGGAUCCAGUUGAACCAAACUCCAUUGUUUCUGUAGGUUGUCAUUCUGUUGCUAUAUUGUGCAAUAAAAAUGAUAAAAAUAUUCCUUAUUCAGCUAAUCUAGUUCAGCAGCCUGAUGUGGAAUCUGUCUGUCAACUUGAAUCUAAUACUGCUUCUAAAAAUCCUUUAAUUGAUGAAGCUGCACCAAUGCACAAUGUUCAUGAAUUUUUGAUUUCUUCCCUCAAGAAAGGUAUUGUAGAAGAUGGUAUACAAUCAUCCGAAAUAACAAAAGCUUCUGCUAUACAAUCAGAGAAAGGUAAUCUUUCAGAUGCUACUAAUUCUGAUCUUGAAGAAGCUAGUGAAUUGUGUAUUUCAGAUUCUGUGCCUAAGAAAGAAGAUGACAAUACAGAUUUUGUUUCGACACUGCCCGAUUUAGCACCCAAAGGAAAUAGUGGAGAUAAUUUCUCUAAUUUAGAAUGUGAUUCAAUUGAUAUUGACAAAGUCACAUCUAAAGGUUGUGUGGUGGAAAAGUUACCCAAAAAAUCUGUCCAUAAUGAUGAUAAAAAUAAGCUGGAUAUAAUGCCUUCUAAUAAUGAACACCUCAUUGAAAAGUUUAAGGAAAUCUUUACUAUACAGACUGAAACAUGUAAUAGAAGAAACUCCAUUGGUUCCUUAUUAAAAUCAACCGAAUUUGAAAGGAAUUUUAAUGAGAUAAAUGAAGGGGUUCAGGAUUUUUCUGCUGAUAAAAAAUGUGAGGAUAUUGUUUCAGUUUUAAAUGUUGAAGAUUUCCAGAUUAGAAAUACUGAAGGUGAUAGAAAAGAUUAUGAAUCGCAGAAAGAAAAGAUUGAAAUAGAGGCAGCUGAAGCUUCAAAUAUGAAACUAAGAAGUGUGAAACCAGGUGAAUUACACACCAACUUUGAAUCUGGGCAGUUAUAUUUAGAGAAAGAGAAUUCAGAAGAAUUUAAUAAUUUCUUACAAAUGCCUGUUGGAAAUAUGUCUUCUCAAGAGAAAAUUGACAGUGUAAUUAAUGAAGCUGUCAGCAGUGCAAGUGAGGUAAUUUUACCAGAGAUCAGAAUGUUGCUUAAUAAUGUUUUGCAAGAAGUAGAUGGAUUAACUCAUAACAGUAUUAAUGAAAUGCCCAGACUUUUUUCUGAAAAUAGUUCAUCUAUUCCAUCUGAAAGUCAGGUCAACCAUUUACAACAAUUUCAGGUAAAUAAGAAACAAGUGCAAAUUGUAGUUGCUGGGUUGUGCAACGAAGUGUCUAAGGAAGUGGAAGGUUCAAAAAAAAGGAAAAAGAAAGUACCCGUUCGAGCAACAGUUGCACAUAAAGUAAAAACAUUUGCUCCACUUAUAACAAAGAAAAAUUUUAAAUUAAAAGUUAAUGAGAUCAAAACAUUGAAAAAUAUGCAGCCAAGUGAAAUUACGAGUAUUUUAAAAGGAGCUUAUUGUUUGACUCCGGGAAAUCAAACUGAAAGCAAAAGUAAAAAGACUGUAUUAUCUAUUAAAGGACUGUCACCAUUGACUCAGUUUGUUACGACUUCAGAUUCUCAUGAAAAGGAAGCAUUUCUUGCAUCCCAUGAUAGGUCACCCAAGACAACAGCAUUGACAUUAUUGCAUGUAAAAAAUAAAAUGGGUAGUGAUCAAAUGAAAACUCUUAAUACAUAUUUUAAUACCAGCCUCUCACCUCAGACAAGAAGCUUUAAAAUGAUUACAGCUUCUCGUAAGAAGUUAUAUAAGGCAUCCGAAGAAAAUAAUCUUCAAACAAGCAGUGCAGCUGUUAUAACUUCAGAAAGUCCAGUAAAUGUUGUUACUUCAAAAAAAAAAAAAAGAGUAACCUUUGCUGAUCCUCUGGUGGAAGAGAAAUUUCUUGAUGAUGUUUCUGUUGAAAAUUAUGCAAAAAAGUCACGUAAGAUGCCUGCAAGAGGGUGCCCUAAGAAGCUACAAAGUUGUUUUGCAACACCAAAGAAUGAGUGUGUGCAGGUAAACAGGAGAGCUUCUUUAACAACAUCAUUUCCAGUCGAAAAAGAUGAUAUUCCCUCUUCUUCUGAAUUUCAAGAUUCAGAUUCAUUAACAGAAUUCAGUAAUUUGCCAGUGUGUUCUGUGUUGAUAAAUUGUGAAGAUAGCGUUUCCAAUAUUUUGCAUUACUUAACCUCACCAACAUGGGUUCGGGGUUUGGAAAGUCUUCUCUUGUCAAAAAAUAUUAAAACUAUAGGAGAUCUAUGUCGACUUAAUGUGCAUGAAGUGAAGGCCUUGCCCUUUAAAUCACCUAAGGUGAUAAGUCUGCAUAAAGCUCUCAUUGCUUAUCUCACACAAGUGCAGACAAUGACCAUUCAAAAAUUCCAGAGGUUUGAAGAUGGUUGUCCUGAACAAGAAGAAAUGGAUUGCCUCUCAAAUUCUACUAAUGGCAGGCUUGAUGAUAACGAAAUUCCUUCUGAGCAACAGAUUAAAGGUAAAAUUUCUAAAAAUGAAGAAGAAAUAUUGAACCAAAUGGUAGAAACAUUACUGCAAAAUGGUAAAAUUGAAAAAUUACCAUCUCAUUUAUUAAGUGCUUUAAGCAGAAAAUGUGUCAGUGUCUUAACAGAAAAAAUAGAGAAGUCAUGUAUAUAGUAAAGUUUUUUUUUUUUUUUUUUUUUUUUAAAGAAAUAGAUUGAGGAUAAUGUAUAUUAAACAGAGCAAGUAUAUGUGUUUUCAGUUUUGUUCAUGAUGUUAUCUUGUACUACAUUAUUAAAAUUAUAUUGUGAUUUAUUUGUAAUUUUUUAUGUUUAAUGCACUGUAAAUUUACAUAAUUUUUUAAGAAUAAAAAAUUCAUUUAAGUGUUA